Messenger RNA from Amblyraja radiata (thorny skate), 3380 nucleotides. It is a transcript of the gene scara5, whose product is annotated as scavenger receptor class A, member 5 (putative). Gene Ontology annotation, biological process: zymogen activation. The transcript is spliced from 9 exons. Gene Ontology annotation, molecular function: serine-type endopeptidase activity. Bases 273 to 1769 code for a protein of 498 amino acids. The record is from RefSeq and is a predicted model, not a curated record. Gene Ontology annotation, cellular component: plasma membrane. Lineage: Eukaryota; Metazoa; Chordata; Chondrichthyes; Rajiformes; Rajidae.
GUUUUUUUUGGAUUAAGAACAGAACCACUCUAGUGUGACAGCACUGGUACAGUGUUAUAGUAGUAUCAUGCAUUGUGUUUCAUAACAGACCAGGUCCAAGUCACCUUGUGGAACAGAAAAAAAAUGUUCAAAGAUAGAAUAAUGUGAAUCAGCUAAAUGACUUUUGCAUUUACUGUACUUCAGUUUAAAUGACGCAACAUUGGUUUAACUAUCACUGCAAGGAAAAAACAAGGAUUCUUUAACACAAAGGUAAAGUCCACUGUUCAGUAUAAAUGGAGAACAAAGAUCUGCCUCUGAUCGCAAAUGAGUUCCAGGAGAACGGGUCAAUGUUUGAAGAAUCACUUGAUGAAUUUGUUGGAAGAAACCUUUCAAAGUUGAACCUCUGUGAAGAAAGGCCAACUGGGAGACGAAGGACACCAAGCAAUAUCUGCAACCGAUGGAGCUCAAUGGGAGGCAUCAAAUGUGCAAUAGUUGUCCUGUAUCUUCUCGUUUUCCUCAUUUGCAUUGGAAUUAUCAUUGUUGCAGUUCCCAGACAUCAACGCUCACCCGUUGAUUGGAAAAUAUUGACAGACAACAUUACAACCUUAGGUGAAGGCUUCAAAGACAUGCGUCAAACAAUGGAGCAGAAGGCAUCCAAGGAAGAUGUCAUGGAUAAUAUUUUGAAACUACAUGAACUUUUCCGGAAUCGUUCAGUCCUAUGGUUUCAAUUGAGCGAGUCUGUUCAGAGACUGGAAUCCAAGCUGCAGAGCUUUGAGGCACGCAUGGAUGACAUUAAUGCAUCUGUGAAUGAUUUAGAAGAUGAUUUACAGCAGUUUAGUUCAACAAACCAACAAGAAAUAUACAAUUUGUCUCUAAGUUUAAGUAGUGCACAGGAUACACUCCAAAAGCAACAGGCAAACUUAAAACAGUUAACGUCAAAUGCAGGAAAUCUGAGUAGGCAGGUGAAGGAGGCGCGUUGGGCACUUACUACAGUCAACAGCACCUUCACAGAGGAUAUUAGCAACCAACACACGAGACUUCAGCUAUUUCAAAUACGUUUGGCAAAUGUGUCAGAAGAUGCGAAGAUUUUGAAGGUUGUUCAGCAAAACACAGAGAAGCAACUGAAACAGGAGGUAGCCAUGCUCAACAAUGUCACAGAGGAUCUGAGGCUGAAGGACUGGGAGCAUUCCCUUACAUUGAAAAACCUUACUUUAGCGCAAGGACCCCCUGGACCAAAAGGUGACAAAGGUGAUCAAGGAUUUCCGGGACAUGAAGGACUAAAUGGAUUACCUGGACAUGAUGGGAUUGUUGGUAUCCCUGGACUACCUGGAUCCCUGGGACUCAAAGGAGAUUCUGGAGAGCGUGGACUACCUGGGUUUUCUGUCAAGGGACAAAAAGGAUCAUACGGUCGCAGAGGUGAAAGAGGAAGAAAAGGAGAAAAGGGUGAGAAAGGAGAUAAUGGAGAAAUUGGACCUGUGGUAAGACUGGUGAAUGGCACAGGACCUCACGAAGGCAGGGUGGAGGUUUUCUAUGACAAUCUCUGGGGGACAGUGUGUGAUGAUAAGUGGGACAAGUUGGAUGGAGAAGUGGUCUGCAAGAUGCUUGGCUACAAAGAGGUUUCUGAAACCUAUACAGCAAAUAAGUUUGGACAAGGUACAGGGCUAAUCUGGAUGGAUGAUGUUGCCUGUACCGGGACAGAGGACACAAUUCUUCAGUGCAAAUUCUCAGGAUGGGGGAAGACUAACUGUGGACAUGCAGAAGAUGCAGGGCUUAUAUGCAAGGCUGACUGAUUUGAAAAGGGAACCCUUAAUCAUUUGAAGGACAUCAUUUUAAAUGAGUUUGUUUCUGCUUGGAUUUAUUUCCACCUAUUAAAAAAAUUACAAAAAGUACACCUAUUCUCUAUUUUCCAUAGUUCUAUCAUUUUAUGCCACAACAUCUGUGGAAAACAUAUAUAUUUAGCAGUAUUAUCUGUGGAAAAAGAUGAAACAUUAUAAUAAAUAUUGUUAGUUGUCUUGUAAUUAUUUUAUGCACUGAAGAACACAGACCCCAAAAUUUGAUUGUGCAUGUUGCAGCCCUGGAUAUUGAAAUCAACAAUACAAUAAAUAUUACCACUGUCAAUCAAUGCUAUUAUGCUGUGCUCCACUAAAAUGUAUAUGCUGGAUUACAGGGCCAUUCAAUAUUUGAUCCUGACUUCCGGUGCAUGGAGUUUGCACAUUUACUGUGACUGUGUGAAUUUCCCCCGCAAGUACUCUGGUUUUCUCUCACAUCCCAAUGCAAAACCAGUAGAUUGACUGGUUAAUGGUGUAGAUGGAUGGUAGGUGAAUCAGAAGGAGGUUAAUGGACAUAUGAAUGGGAUUAGUUGCAGGCCAUAAGUAGAGGAAUGGGAUUAAUGGGACUAUUCUGACAGCCAGGAUGGACUAAACGACUUAUUUCCAUGUCAUUAUAAAAUUCAAUGUAAUGUCAGAUUAGUUUAUUGUCAUAGACAAUAAGGUGCAAUUAAUUGUUUCCAUUGCUUCAGAUGUAACCUAGUCCGUUUCAUAAUCUCCCUAUACUUUCAACGUCAUUUUGUUAUGUACCAUUGCCUAGUUUAUGAUCAAGCCUAACCAUCCGACUCCCCAUCAAGGUAGGUGGUACUAAAGAAUGAAGUGCAAUGGUUCAAACAAGCCUUCCUCAGCAGAAUUGCAUAAAUGUCAUUCCUUCUUCAAGAAGAAUCUGCAAGGUACAGGUCUUCCAUACUUGAACAGGGAAAUUAUAAAGCAGACUAAGUUAAAUCUGAAGCAAUAGAAACAAUUACCUUUUACCAUUUUAAAUUCAGCUUUGGAAAUAAUCUAUCUAUGUUUCUUAGAAUUCUAUAUUUCUUUAUCAGGUCCCUCCUCAGGCUUUUCCACUUUUACAAAGAAAACAAAUCCAGUCCCUUGACAUUCCAGGCAACAUCAUCUUGUGGAGGAUGCCAGAUACAAUAGAUGUCUUUGCUUUUGGGGAGAAGGUGCUUCCUUUGCCCUCAUGUUAUAGCCAUGGAUUAAAGUCAAGGAGAGCUGCCAGUAGUCCUGACUGACUGAUGUCCAAUUUAUUUGUGUGGCUGGUGCCUGACCUUACAAUUAAUACCAUGAUGAGGCCACAGUCCAAUUUACAUAGUUCUGUCACUGGUCUCAUUAGGCAGACAUGAAUUCAGGAUCCAAAAUCCAAGCCAAGUCUCUCCAUUUUUAUCUAUGUCUGGGAUCACUGAACCAAAUUCACUUCAAUCCAAUGCCUUUUUCAUUCAUUUUUUUUUAGUUUGGAGAGCUAAAGUAUUUUACAGUCCCUGUGUAACAUUGUUUUUGUUUCAAGCCACUGAGCACAGAUUAACAAUUUGCUUAGAAACUUACCUCAGGUGAUGCAAAAUAAAAUUUCACUUAUUUUGA